Molecule: messenger RNA, 4089 nt
Organism: Thalassophryne amazonica
Lineage: Eukaryota; Metazoa; Chordata; Actinopteri; Batrachoidiformes; Batrachoididae
Gene: pkp3a
Product: plakophilin 3a
Exons: 13
Coding region: 85-2577 (830 amino acids)
Biological process (GO): cell-cell adhesion; cell-cell junction assembly
Cellular component (GO): plasma membrane; cytoplasm; nucleus
Molecular function (GO): cadherin binding
Source: RefSeq, a predicted model, not a curated record
UCUCUUGUCCGCGUCCAAUUCGUGCACCGCCAGCUGCGUUAACGAUCUGCUGUUUGUCCGGACGUGUCCGUCUCCGUGUGCGAUAUGACCUCAGAACACGUCUUUCUGUCCGCUUUGCAGCCGAACACGCCGGUCACCACCUAUGGACUCCCGUUGGAAAACCGAAUCGGAGCCGGAAGCUCGUUGGACGAGAGCUCCAAAGCGCAGCGGGUCCAGCAGCAGGUCCAGAGGAGGCUGGCCGAGAAGUCCACGCGCCAGUACGCCGUGUCAGAGUAUGGCGGAUCCUCACCAGCGAAAUAUCAGACCUACAACCCAAGUUUCAGCUCAAAAUCUUCUUUUAUGUACACAGGCUCUGGCACAAUGCCCACAAGCCAGCGCAUGACCCAGAGAUAUGGCUUCAGCUCCAAGUCUGCUGCGCCAGAUAUGAACCAAAUGCACAGGAUCAGCGUUGGAGGUGGAGGUGCUAGUUUUUAUCAAGAUGACACACAUAUAGGGGGUUACCAAGGGACCAUCAGGAACCGCAUGACCAUGACGCAGAUUCCUAUGGGCCGGGCUGAAAUGGAUUCUUCUGGGCAUUCUAUGCGCCAGCUUCAAGGUCAUAUAAACGCAUGGUUGCCCGAUAGCGAUGCCGCCAGUAUAGCCUCAGAACGAGAUGCCACCUUCAGUCCACAGUACAGUCAAAACACACUCAAUGGCUUCACCAGUCAGUUGAGGCAAGGAGGCGGCACCAUGACCUAUCAGCCAUCCAUGCGCCGAUCUCUUAGUGGGACACUUUCUGGAGGCCAAGAGAUGGCUGGAGGCGAGACGAUGAUCGUCCACACUUCUCAGUCUCGCAAAGGGCCAUCGUACCGCACCAUAAACAAGCUCAACCAAAGGAACAGGAUGACUAUGGGGUCCGUGUCUGGGGCCGGCACCAUGCAGCACCAGAUGUCUUUAGGAGGAAGCAGCUAUGGGACUGGAGGGUUCAUCGCAUCUGGAAUGGCCCCUGGUUCCCAAUGCAACCUAACGAUGCCACGCCAAGGCACCAUGAAUCGUGCCUUUUCAGUCAAAAGCAUGCAAAGCGUGGGCAAGGGCAUGGACGUCUUUGAUGGGCAGGAGAUGGGAGCCAGCUUGGGCAACCUCAGUGGAAUCAAUAACUUGGACAUGGCCACGGCAGUGCAGUACCUGAGAGAGUCCGACCCGAACCUGCAGGUCCUGGGGGCCGCUUAUAUUCAACAUGAGUGCUACAGUGACACUGACGCCAAAAAUGAGGUGCGUCGCUACAAAGGCAUCAGUGAAUUGGUGAAACUGUUCAACUGUGACAACCAGGAAGUGCAGCGUUAUGCCACUGGUGCCACCCGCAACCUCAUUUACGAGAACAUGGACAACAAAGUGACCCUGAUCGAAGAGGGCGGCAUCGCACAGCUGGUGGAGGCUAUGAAGGAGAACGAUGACGAGCUCCUCAAGAACAUCACUGGUAUCUUGUGGAACCUUUCAUCCAAAGACAACCUCAAGGAGAAACUGGCCAAGGAUAUACUUCCCGAACUGACCGAGAAGGUCCUGAUUCCACUGUCAGGUGGGGGUGAGACCGAAACCAUUCAUCAGACGCCCUCUGAGGCCGACAUCUUCUACAAUACCACAGGAUGCCUCAGGAACCUGAGCUCUGUGAAUGAGAAGACCCGUUACCAGAUGAGGGAAAUGCGGGGACUUGUAGAAUCUUUGGUGCGCUACGUCAACCUCUCACUUGAGGAAAACAAGGCAGAAGACAAGGGGGUGGAAAACUGUAUGUGUGUCCUGAGGAACCUCUCCUACCAGCUCUACAAUGAGAUGCCUCCAUCUGCUGCUCUCCGCCUGGAAGGACCAACCAGAGGUCAGGUUUCAGGAAAGGGAGAAGCUAUUGGCUGCUUUACACCUCAGGGCCAGAAAACCAAAAAGAUUAGGAACCUGGACCUUUCCACUUUCAGCGAGGUUGCUCGGGAGCCCAAAGGGAUGGAGUGGCUGUGGCAUCCUCAGAUAGUCAAGUUAUACAACCGUGUGCUGCAUCAGUGUGAGAUUAACUCCACCACCCGUGAGGCUGCUGCUGGAGCUCUGCAGAACAUCACUGCUGGAGAAAAGAGGUGGGCGUCAGUACUGAGCCAAGUGGCCUUGGAUCAUGAACAUAUGCUGCCGGUGUUGUUGGACCUCCUGCGCACCAACAAUGACCUGGAGCUGCGUUCACUCACUGGAUUCCUCCGAAAUCUGUCCCGUCAUGCCAGGGACAAGAAUGAUAUGGCCACUAAGGUGGUGAACAACCUUGUGACCAAGCUGCCUGAAGAUGGCUACCAGAAGCAACCUUCCAGCGAAGUGGUGGUGAACAUCUGUGGUGUUCUUAAUAACCUGGUGACGAGCAGCCAGGUCGCUGCCAGGGAUAUCACCUUCUUUGAUGGCCUGACGAAACUGACGGCAAUAAAGAACUCCCAUGACAACAGCACUUCAAAGAUAAAAGCAGCCAAAGCAGCAGCCACUGUCCUCAGCAACAUGUUCCAGUACAAGAAGCUGCACAAAGACUACAAACAGAAAGGAUUUACCAGGUCUGAUUUUACAGAUUUGACAGUGUGAGACGAAGACAAAAUGGGCUCAGGUUUGAUCAGCCUUCUUUGUAAUGGACAUGUAAGUGAUGAACUUCAGGUGGAAAAGGACUUGUACUUUUAAACCGAAUGGACAUCUGUGCAUUGCAGCUCAAUUUAAAAUGCAGAUCCAGGACUACUGAUGCACUCGUGCAACUUAGAAAUUUUUCUGUCUUAAUGUGGAAUCGGGGAUUUUAUCAGAGCAACAUGUAUCCAGAUGAAGUUGCAAUAAGCAGCUGAUUUUGGAAACCAUUUCAAAUAAAACCAAUGGACAAUCCGGUAGAGACUUUGCACCUUGUUCUCUCAAUGCUGCACCUCAUACUAUAAUAUAUUUGUAACUUUUUUUUAAGGAAACUGGAUAAAUUGUUAUCUGCUAUGUACAUUGUUUUUGAUGGGGAAUAUGUUCUAUCAAGAACAUAAUUUGAGUUCAGUUCAUAGCAGUUAGAAUUGAACACCCAAAAUGAUUUAUUCAUAUACAGACUGCUGACAUUUUGACAUUAGUUUGUGAUUACAAAUCUGGGAAUAGUGGUUGGGCUUUUUUAUUAGCUUUAUGUAAUUUGACUCUUCAAAUUUUAUUACUGUCAUACAAAACUAUGUGCCAUUUGUGUUGUAUUUCAUUAAUGUUUCUGUGAUUAAUGUAUUUUUUUUAACAUGAGUGAAAGCAUAUUCUCAAUAUGCAAUGUUUAAGAUGUGAGAGAUUAUUGACUUUAGAAUUAGCUGAUGUUUUGUCCCUGUUGGUGUAGUACAGUUUGUCAUUGUCAAAGGGAAACCUAGAUUUUUCAGUCUAGGCUGUUUUUAAAUGCAUCUUUUCCACUCGGGACAAAACAAACUUCAACAGGUCCAUGACUGAUUUAGAGAAUAAACACUGUCAGCUACAUAAUGCAAUUACACCCCUCAGUCUAACAAAGCUUACAGUAAACAGCGUCUUGUCACCACUGAAUAGGCGAAAGUGCCACUGAAGUGUGCAGUAGACUGGAUAGGAUCCCUUCAGAGAUAAAUGUGUGCAAACUUUUAAAACUACAGAUUACCUUAACAAUAGUCAUUGUUAAUCAUUUCUUUACCUUUAGUGAGGUAAACAUGCUAUCAUUAACCUUAAUGUUCCUGUGCAUGCUGCCAGACACUUCUAUUCAUUAGCAUUAAACAGUUUGCUGAGAGUGUUUUAGCCUGCCCUGUGUACCAACAUUGUAUAGUCAUUUAGUCUGUGAAGUGUUUGCGUUCUAUUUAACAUCGUGUUUGUCCCGAGUGAAAACAUGACCCCUAAAAACACCUAAAAAUAAAGCCUAGGUUGAAAAAUUACAGCGUAACCCUUUAAAAUUUAGCUUUAGCAUUUCUUCAAAACUCCAUUAUCUUCUGAUGGAAACUGUAAAUUGCAAAUAUCACUGUGUCAUUUCCAACAAUAAUGUGUUUCUGUAAUUUUACAAAUGAUGGCUGUUUUGUUUGCUUUUGUUGUGUGCUGGCAGACGCAUCACCUGGAUAUUUUUUCAGUCAAUAAAGUGAGACUAAC